Messenger RNA from Wasmannia auropunctata (little fire ant), 822 nucleotides. RefSeq names its product protein scarlet-like. The record is from RefSeq and is a predicted model, not a curated record. Gene Ontology annotation, molecular function: ATP binding; ATP hydrolysis activity. The transcript has 4 exons. Gene Ontology annotation, cellular component: plasma membrane. NCBI's taxonomy places the organism in Eukaryota, Metazoa, Arthropoda, Insecta, Hymenoptera, Formicidae. Bases 1 to 822 code for a protein of 273 amino acids.
AUGUAUCACCUAGUACCUCCAAAUUCGAGGUAUUUUUUGGAACAUAGAAAUGACAUUUCGAGUUACACACUAAAAGGAGGUAUUUUUCGCGGUACAUUAGCACGAGCCGGUGUCGUGGUGCACGGUGAUGUUCGCGUCAACGGUGUGUCGGCCGACUCCUCGUACAUGAGACGCCACAGCGGCUUCAUGCAUCAGGAGGACAUGUUUAUCGAAACGAUGACGGUGCUCGAGCAUAUCUGGUUUAUGGCUAGAAUGAAAUUGGACAGGAGAAUCCACACCUCGGACAUUCGCCUCAGGAUCGAUCGUUUGUUGAGGAACGUCGGUCUGCUUGAGAGACGCGACACUUGCAUCGGCGGCGGUGACGACCAUAAGGUUUUGUCGGGCGGUGAAAAGAAGAGGCUAGCCUUUGCCACCGAGCUGCUGACGGAUCCCGAAAUAUUAUUUCUGGACGAGCCGACAACGGGGCAGGACGCGCAUUCGGCGGGCGUCCUCGUGUCGCAUAUGACCUCCUUCGCAUUACGAAACCGCACGAUUUUAUGCACCAUACAUCAACCAAGUUCCACUAUCUUCGACAGCUUCCAUCGUAUAAUCCUUUUAGCCGGCGGUAGAGUGGCGUUCGCCGGUACCAGUGCGCAAGCGUUACAGUUUUUCUCCAGGUAUUAUUUCAUAACUCAGAACAUGAAACAGAGAACAAAUCUUAAUUUCAUAGCUUUGGGGAAGUCUAUAGUUUUAAAAGGUCGUCGGUAUAAAUAUGUUCUGUUUAGAAGCCACCGGGAUCAGGAAAAUCCUAAAUAUUAUCCCGCGGAUAAUAUUUCCAGUUAA